This is a messenger RNA of Phytophthora nicotianae INRA-310, 228 nucleotides long. RefSeq lists its product as hypothetical. The transcript has a single exon. The record is from RefSeq and is a predicted model, not a curated record. The coding region runs from base 1 to 228 and encodes 75 amino acids. Lineage: Eukaryota; Oomycota; Peronosporomycetes; Peronosporales; Peronosporaceae.
AUGGGGAUACUGCAGGAAAACGAUCGUGAAAAUAUGAAACGCGUACAGCACUUCUACCGAGUUGGAGAUAUUGUGAUGCUGCGCAUUCCUGCACGCGAAAGAAAGAAAACAGACCCAGUCUCGAAAGGUCCAUACGUGGUCAAGGAGGUAUUCGACAAUGGAACGGUGCUUCUCGACACGGGAACCGCCGAGUACCGUGCCAACAUCCGACGGAUUUUUCCCUGUUAA